Nannochloropsis gaditana CCMP526 is the source of this 657-nucleotide messenger RNA. RefSeq lists its product as uncharacterized. The coding region runs from base 40 to 594 and encodes 184 amino acids. The transcript has 4 exons. The record is from RefSeq and is a predicted model, not a curated record.
ACCAGGUACAAUCUUACGGAAGUGACGGAGACAAAGACAAUGGCGGAAGCUCGCGAUUUUACUACAACUGCCCGCUCGAGCCAAGGGAAGAGGAAAGCCCCCGGCGGCAACGCAACAGGGGAGGUUGUGGGGAGAGAGGAAUCGUACAACACCAUCACACCGCCAUCAGAUGGCAUGAAAGAAGGAGGGGAUGCCAGUGAGGCCACAUGUACAGGACAACCGGAAAAAUUAGUUGACGCCACGGAGACUGUGACGCCCAUUUUUCCAGGAGCAGGGUCCGAGGAAGCAGCAUCGCCUCCAACGACGGAUGAAGAGCAUGUGCCAAUACCAACGGUGCUACAAGCAUUGGAAUGCAUGUCAAAGCCGGAUCUACCACCUAAACCCAUGAGCACAUGCGUGAAGGAGCUGUUUGACUACAUACAAGAGCAGGAUGAAGAUCCGCGCCAAGAUCUUUACGAGGAAAUGAUGGGAAUGGAUGCGGAGGCCCUUGCCCGGCGGAUGGACGAUUUGCGAGCCCUCGCCUCGGAGCUUCAACGCAAGGAAGAAAGAGUGCUGGAGAAGCUAAGGAACGGCCCGGUCUUCAAAACGGAAUGAGGGCUUUUAAUGCUCUUUAUCUGUGGAGGGGAGAGAAAAAGAACAAAAAAGCGAUAAUGCAUC